Molecule: messenger RNA, 2407 nt
Organism: Diabrotica balteata
Lineage: Eukaryota; Metazoa; Arthropoda; Insecta; Coleoptera; Chrysomelidae
Source: the annotation of a GenBank genome assembly
GCAAGUGAGAGCAUGAGCGUGUUGUUUUGAUAAUAACUUUUGUUUUAAAUUAUCCACCUUUCAGCUUGGAUAAUACAGUAAAAAAUUGUACAUAUAUAAAUUUGUAUAUACAUAUACAUUUUUAUAAUUUAGCUUUUGAUAAGUGAAGUUAUGGAUCGAUAAGAUCAUGCUAUGAAUAUAAACGCAGACGUCGAAAAAGUAAUAAGUACAUUAUCUUCAAAGUUUCAUAAGAUAUUUUGUGAUAGAGAUUUUGUUUGCUGUGUCUUGGAGGAUUUUCAAGUAAUCCUGAGGAACAGAAACCGAUGUUGUGUUGUUGUGUUUCCUCUGUUGGGUCGGAAUUAUUUGAAAGCAGUUCAGUAUCAAGCAGAACUUUUUGACCUUGUAGUGUUUACCUUGGGAAGUGGGAAAAAUUGUUUUGUAGCAGUAUGUGACACAAAAUUUUUAAUCAAAAAAGAAGAAAUUGAGGAACAAAUAAUGCCAAAUAAUGAACAAGAAGGUGGAACUGGAAAUAAUUCGAAAAAAAAGAGACCAGAAAGACAGCUUUACAUACCCCCAGCUCAAAGGAGGUUACCUAUAUCUGAGUUACCAAAUGGUUCAAAAACGGACCAUGGAUCAAGUCCAAAAGGAAGAAAACAAGUUUCUACUAUUAAUAGAAAAAAAGAACUACCAGAAAAGGUAAAAGUUGUGACUGAAACCGAGAGACCAAACUACAACGAAGAUAUUAAGGAUGCCAUAUUAAAUCAAUUUAAUGAAAUUAGUAAUUUUUCAUACAUGUGGUGGAAGUAUGAACUGUUUGACUCAUCUGAAAAUAAUUUAACGAGUGUGUAUUCUAAGUCAUUUUUGAAAACAAGUCGAUUGUGCAAUUUCAAUUUUAGUGGUUCUAACAUUUACGAAUUAAAAACUACGAAGUCCUUGUAUAUUUUAAGUAAAGAUUAUGUUCUUUGGCAACCGAAAUUUGAUGUGCUCAUGAAUAAUAAGAAAUCCAAUUUGAAAGCCAUUUCUCCUAGUAACCUUGAUCAGUCAGAUGUAAAGGACAGUGAUACAAAUUACAGAGCAUCAAUCAUGACUAAUUUUUGUAUAGAAAAAACCUAUAUACAGAUGUUAGAAAAGUUCAAUAUUUAUUGUGAUGUUGAUGUAUUGAUAAUCAGAAAUAAUUGGGAGCCGAAUAGAUCAUGGAUUGCGUGCUAUGGUGAUUUUUUUUAUAUUAACGAUAACAAUUGUGAUGCAAUUAGUACUAUAGAAGAUAUGAUAAGCGAUUUUCUCACAAUUUCCGAAGAAAAGGAGAAAGAAUUAAUUGGUACAAAAACAGAAAAAUUAGAAGUCGAAAAUGUUAUUUCUUAUGUACCCGAAAACGAAAAAACUAACAAUAAUGAACAAGUAUGUAAAACAAACCCAGAAAUACCCCAUCAAAACGUCUCACCUUCACAAAAAAAUAAUAUAAAGAAUGUUAUACCCAACAGUAAUCUGAAUUAUUUUAAAAAUAGUAUAAAUUUAACUGAGAAUGUUAAAAUGAAAAAUGAUUUGGAAGAAGAGAAGGAAAUUAUGAGGAAAGCCAAAGAGAAUAUAAAUAGGAAAACCCGUCCAAUUAUUAAAUAUGUUGACGAAGCAAAUGACACUCUUAAAAUUGAAAAAAACGAUGUAAACAACUGGGAAGAUCUAUUUGAUGAGGAAGGACAAAUACAGGAAGAUUUAUUAAAGGAGAUCGUACAUAAAGUAGGAAAAAAUGUAACUAUUGUCAAAGCCAAGGAAGAUUACUCGGACUAUUUUACGAAGCAUGUGAAGAUUGAAGAGUUGGAACAUAUGGUGGAGUUAUAUGAUUUUCCAGCUUCCUUGGAAACACACGAUUUGAUCCAUGCCUUUAAUGAAAUUAAGAGUGAUGCCAUGUAUAUUAAAUGGGUGGAUGAUACGCAUGCUAUACUAGUUCUCGGGUCUUCAACUCAAGCUCAAAGAGCUAUAAAUGUACAGAAUCCUUUGAUAAAAGUUCGACCAAUGAUGGCAGCCAGCAAAUCAACACUUUCAAUAGCUUACCAAAACGAUUUGAAGCCUGCCAUGAAACGACCAGCUACAAAUUUACAAACCGCUAGGAGACUGAUUACAACUCAUUUAGGAACCAAGAGUGGAAUUAACAGUGAAAUAAGUGCCAAAGAAAGGAAUGAUCUGAAAGCUGCUAGAGAAAUGAAGAGGCUAGUCAAGAAAAAUGAGCAGGAUGCAUGGGACGGUAAUCUUCGAUCGUCUAUGAAUUGAAACAGUACCUUCUUUUGUUAAAAUUGUGCCUUCACUCUUAAUCGUUAGUAAUUACCUAUGUUAAAAUAGUCAGUUGUAUUGCAUAUAUUGCAUUUUAAAAUAUAUAUUUAUUUUGUACCAUGUAUGUCUUGUCUUAAAUAAAAUAGUAUUUUUAUCGAAUUAA